GUGGGCCGGACGGAGGCGGGUCGGCAGAGUGGGCCGAUGCAGAGAGGCCCUGAGAGGUGGAGGGGCGGGGCGAGCCGGCCCCGGCGCGGGGCCCGGGAAGACCUGAUGCCCCAGCGGCGAGGUGGUAGUGGUCCCCACGCCUCGGCACGUGCGGCCAGCAGGAGGGACGGAGGGAAUAGAGGAAAAAGAGAGCGAUGCUGAUCUCAGGGAGAACGACGGAACCUUCUUAGCCACGCAGACCCCGCAGACUCUGCCCAGCUUCAGACACAACACGGCUUCUCCAGGCAGCUCCGCUUCUGAACUGGGAUUACCUCUCUAGCACACCCUGGACAAUUUCACUUGGUAGAGGAAGGAGACUGUGAGAUCGUGGCUGGGAGCCAGGUUGAAGCCGCUUGCCCACCUCUGCCCAACCAAGGGGCAGCUCACAGCCUGGGAACAGCAAGUGGCUGCAGGCCGCGGACACAGUGAGGAUAUGAGUGUCGGGGGGAGCUCCUCCCCUCCUCUCCCCCCAACCUCAGACACAAGCCCGGUCAUCUCUACCUUCUCUGAAGUGGACUAUGUGGUGUUCGUCCUGCUGCUGGUUCUCUCGCUUGCCAUCGGGCUCUACCACGCCUGCCGUGGCUGGGGGCGGCAUACCGUUGGCCAGCUGCUGUUGGCAGACCGCAAGAUGGGCUGUCUCCCAGUGGCGCUGUCCCUGCUGGCCACCUUCCAGUCGGCCGUGGCCAUCCUGGGUGUGCCGUCUGAGAUCUACCGAUUUGGGACUCAAUAUUGGUUCCUGGGCUGCUCCUAUUUUCUGGGGCUGCUGAUCCCCGCACACAUCUUCAUCCCUGUCUUCUACCGCCUGCAUCUCACCAGUGCCUAUGAGUACCUGGAGCUCCGAUUCAACAAAGCAGUGCGGGUUUGUGGGACCGUGACCUUCAUCUUUCAGAUGGUGAUCUACAUGGGGGUCGUACUCUACGCACCGUCACUCGCCCUCAACGCAGUAACUGGCUUUGACCUGUGGCUGUCAGUGCUGACCUUAGGCAUUGUCUGCACCAUCUACACUGCCCUGGGGGGUCUGAAGGCCGUCAUCUGGACAGAUGUGUUCCAGACGCUGGUCAUGUUCCUGGGGCAACUGGCAGUUAUCAUCGUGGGGUCGGCCAAGGUGGGCGGCAUAGGACACGUGUGGAAUGUGGCUUCCCAGCACGGCCUCAUCUCUGGGAUCGAGCUGGAUCCAGACCCUUUCGUGCGGCACACUUUCUGGACCUUGGCCUUCGGGGGCAUCUUCAUGAUGCUCUCCUUGUACGGGGUGAACCAGGCCCAGGUGCAGCGCUAUCUCAGUUCCCGCACAGAGAAGGCCGCAGUGCUGUCCUGCUACGCCGUGUUCCCCUGCCAGCAGGUGGUCCUCUGCAUGGGCUGCCUCAUUGGCCUGGUCAUGUUCGCCUAUUACCAGGAGUAUCCCAUGAGUGCCCAGCAGAGUCAAGCAGCCCCUGACCAGUUCGUCCUGUAUUUCGUGAUGGACCUCCUGAGAGACCUGCCCGGCCUGCCUGGGCUCUUUGUCGCCUGCCUCUUCAGCGGCUCCCUCAGCACCAUCUCCUCUGCUUUCAAUUCACUGGCGACGGUCACGAUGGAAGACCUGAUCCGACCCUGGUUCCCUCAGUUCUCCGAGUUCCAGGCCACCAUGCUUUCCAGGCUCCUCGCCUUUGCCUACGGGCUGCUUUGUCUGGGCAUGGCCUAUAUUUCUUCCCAGAUGGGACCCGUGCUGCAGGCAGCGAUCAGCAUCUUUGGCAUGGUUGGGGGGCCACUGCUUGGACUCUUCUGCCUUGGGAUGUUCUUUCCUUGUGCCAACCCUCCUGGUGCCAUCGUGGGCCUGUUGGCCGGACUCACCAUGGCCUUCUGGAUCGGCAUCGGGAGCAUCGUCACCAGCAUGGGUGCCGGCGUGGCUCCCUCCCCCCCGAACGGGUCCAGCUUCUCCCUGCCCGGCAAUCUGACCACUGCCGCCGUGACCACACUGAUGCCCACAACCACCCUCUCCAAGCCUGCAGGGCUGCAGAGGCUCUACUCCCUGUCGUACUUAUGGUACAGCGCUCACAACUCCAGCACGGUCAUCGUGGUGGGCCUGACUGUCAGCCUGCUCACCGGGGGCAUGCGGGGCCGGACCCUGAACCCUCGGACCAUUUACCCGGUGCUGCCCAGGCUCCUUGCCCUCCUGCCCCUGUCCUGUCAGAAGCGACUUCACUGCAGAAGCUGCAGCCAGGACUUGUGCGUGGACACCACUGUGUUUCCGGAGAAGAUGAGCAACGGGAUGCCGAGGGGCAAGGAGGCGGUGGCAGCGCCUGCCGAAGGCUCAGCCCAGCAGGGGAGCAGCCCCACCUUCAUCCUCCAGGAGACCUCGCUGUGAUCCUGACCUGAGGCCAAGGCCGCCUGCAGGGAAGCCCCACUGGACGGCUCAGCCCACACCAAAAGACCUGGUCCCUGGGGCUCUCGCUGCCAUAGAAACAGAUGACCGGCUCUGGAACUGUGAGGGUCCAGGUUUUUCUUGCCCAUUGUCAGGCCUGCAGGGAGCAGAAUUUUGCCAGGAAAGGGGACAGAAGUGAAUCUUCUGGGAAAAGGAAAAUGGCUCCUUACUCAAAUGGACAGAAAGGGUAUUACAGGCUCGCAUUGCUCUGGGACCCCGUUUAGCGAGUUCGACCUCCUCAGACCUGACCAGCUAUCGCUUCCCUUGCAGGAAAGCAUAGAUUCUGCAGAGGCACAGGGUCCCUGGGACUCCUUUCUGGUUGGCUGUGACCCCCAGGUCCUUCAUUCCUAUCUGUCUACCUCUAUUCUUGAGAGGGAGGUUUUGUCCCGAGACAUGGACAGGUACGUUCAUCUCCUUUGUGUAAGCUUCAGGAGCUUCCACUGCCUGCCCGCCCCUCUAAUGGGCGCCUGGGGACGGGGCACAUACUGACCCAAGAGACCAGGGCACGACCAGGGUCCACUGUGGAGGUGUCAUCCAUCUAGUCUUGUGCCACUCUGUCACUGUGAUCCUGUUUCCCUGUGGACUUUCUUUCCCACAUAUCUUUGUUCCUAGGGAAUAAAAACUACCUUUGGACGUGC
This is a messenger RNA of Condylura cristata (star-nosed mole), 3075 nucleotides long. RefSeq names its product solute carrier family 5 (sodium/multivitamin and iodide cotransporter), member 6 (gene SLC5A6). Gene Ontology annotation, cellular component: membrane. The record is from RefSeq and is a predicted model, not a curated record. NCBI's taxonomy places the organism in Eukaryota, Metazoa, Chordata, Mammalia, Eulipotyphla, Talpidae. The transcript is spliced from 18 exons. Gene Ontology annotation, biological process: sodium ion transport; biotin transport; pantothenate transmembrane transport. Gene Ontology annotation, molecular function: sodium-dependent multivitamin transmembrane transporter activity. Bases 473 to 2380 code for a protein of 635 amino acids.